UUCAAAUGUAAAACUAAUAAAUCCGUGUCGCUGGACGUUACGACACCGACCAUGUUUCAUACUACGGAUUCUGGAACUCCGUCACUAAACAGCAACGUCACAGUGAAAGUGUUUAUUCUGGAUCAGAACGACAACGUUCCAGUGAUCUUACACCCAACCAGCGCUAACGGUUCUUCAGAGGGUAUUGAAGAGAUUCCUCGAAAUGUGAACGCAGGACAUUUGGUGACUAAAGUGAGAGCAUAUGAUGCAGAUAUUGGAUACAAUGGUUGGUUAUUAUUUUCACUGCAGAAAGUUAGUGAACACAGUCUUUUUGGUUUGGACCGCUACACAGGACAGAUACGAACGCUUCGCUUUUUCACAGAAACAGACGAGGCUGAACAUAAACUGGUUAUACUGGUUAAAGACAAUGGCAAUAUUUCACUUUCAGCAACAGCCACGGUGAUUAUUAAAACUGUGGAAGCCAAUGAUGCUUUUGCAGCUGCUGAUUUUAAAAGCUCAGUGAAAAACGAAGAAAGUGACAUUACAUUCUAUUUAAUCAUUACAUUGGCUUCGGUAUCAGUGCUCUUUGUCAUCAGCAUCGUCAUGCUGACAGUGAUGCAGUGCUCGAAAUCUACAGACUGUUCCUCCAAGUAUUUACAAGAUACAACUUAUGAUGGUACUCUGUGUCACAGCAUCCAGUACAGAUCCGGAGACAAAAGGUACAUGUUAGUUGGAUCACGAAUGAGUAUUGGUUCUAUAGCCCCUGGCAGCAAUGGGAAUACUCUAGUGGUGUCGGAUAACAGAAGAAUUGCUUCAAAUAAGGUAGGAAAGUACCUUCAAAGUUUCAAUUGA
Molecule: messenger RNA, 831 nt
Organism: Trichomycterus rosablanca
Lineage: Eukaryota; Metazoa; Chordata; Actinopteri; Siluriformes; Trichomycteridae
Product: protocadherin alpha-7-like
Exons: 2
Coding region: 52-831 (259 amino acids)
Biological process (GO): homophilic cell-cell adhesion
Cellular component (GO): plasma membrane
Molecular function (GO): calcium ion binding
Source: RefSeq, a predicted model, not a curated record